CAAUAAAAGAUUUAUUAAGAUUUAGCGAACUUUGAUAUCAUAGACUGUUCAACUGUACUGUCAUGAUAAAAAAAACAAGUACAAUGUUUUGAAGACAAGGCUAUGCCUGUGCACCCUUGUGAAGUUCUGGGCAAAGUUCCAACAUAAAGGGAAAAGGGCUACAAAUCUUGUUCCACAACAAAAAGGUUUCUGAUAGAUACAUUGCAGAACUAGUAAAAAGAGGCCAACAGUUCUGUACAUUCAUCCUGUAAAAGAGGCUAUGUCAAGAUCUACUCAACCUGAGGCAAAUAUACAGUAACCUGUUGAUAUCAGAAGGCAUUUUAAGGAAUAAUCAGCUAGAUACAAAGAACCAUCAUAAACUUCAGGAACUUCAGGCACCAUGUCAGUUUACUUCUGGGCUAUUCUGGUUGGACCUGGUCAACUCACAGACUGGCAAGUGAAAAAGUCACAAUGCUGCACAUCCUAGGUAUAUUAUUACUAUUUGUAAUAUUUGACAAGACUUCUGGAAGUGAGAUAUGCCCAGAUGCAAAACACUGCAAAAUUGUUCAUGUUGAAGAAAAUGUAGAGUACAUCUUCGACUUCUUGGUGGAUCAAAAUUCACAAGACUGCACAUUCUCUGUGAAAUUCAAUGGAGCUAUAUUCAAUAACAAUGGCACUUUCCUUUAUAGUGAACACUUUACUGCUUUGAAACAUCCCAGAACUCAUAUCACAGCAAGGACUGUAUUUGACCAUUUAAUUGUUACCCUUGAGAUCAGAUCCAUUCGGGUUGAUGACGCAGGAAGAUACAGAGCAAUAUUCCAAUGCAGUAACUCCACAUCAACUAUUUCACAAUCUUACAUUUUACAAGUAUACCACCCUCCUGGAACUGCCUCCUGUCAAUGGCAUGAACCCGGUGAAUUAAACCUAACCCAUGUAAACUACCAACACCUACCGGCAUUGCAGUGCUUAACAAGAAACGGUUAUCCCGAAAGUAAUAUUAUUUGUUACUCCAGGCAUCAUCAGGCAAUUAUUGCACACAAUCCCCGCUAUAUUGCAGGAGAUGAGAUCAUAACAUCCAUAUUCUGGCUACCUAGGAAAUCGCUUCGAUGCUGUUCCGUUAGUGAGUUGUACCGCAAAAGCUAUCGAAGGUGCAGAGACUUUGUAUCAACUGAGCGUGGUAAAGAGCAUUCAACACAAAUUCUGCUUUCUACCAAAUCCCUGUCACAAACCACAACAGUUCCUGCAGUGAGACCAAAGAUACUAACUGGACCACUACAACCAACACUGUAUAUUACAUCAACAGCUCACCAGCUUUUUGUCAAUGAAAAAGUUUUCCUUUGGAACCAAAUUGCAUUUGUUAUCUGGCUUUCUUGCAUAUUUUGAAGGUAUUGAUAAAGUAGGACUUUAAUUCAAUAACAAAGGAGCAGUUAUUUGCUAAUGAUAGUUUAGUGCGACUACAUUUUUGAGGUUCAACAUGUACAAACUGGUCUUUGCCAUUGUUGCUUUGGCAACUCUUUGCUCUUUAAGUAAAUCCUUCCAAUUUACAUUUACAGAAGGGGACCUAGCAGAAUUAAGAUUUCAAUAUAACAUUGAGGGUCCCUUGGAUUUUCAGUUGAGAAUAGGCGAAGGUGAACCAUUCUUUCAGAAUGGAAGAAAAGUAGCAAACAUGCUGACACAAAGUCAGUACAAGAGGUUUAAAAUCAAAAUGGCCACAUCCCAAUCGAAAAGUCGAUUUGUUCAACUGCAAAUUCAAAACAUAUCUCGUACAGAUAUUGGAGAUUACAUAUGUGAACUUGUAAGAGAUGGCAACAUUCUUGAGGAUACAACACAAAGGUUUUCAGUGCAUAUUGAAUAUCCUCCUGGUCUAGCAUCUUGCGUUAUUAGCAGCAUAAAAAAGGUUCACUUUGGCAUUAAUGAUAUCUGGGAAAUAAUGAACUGCUCAGCUAUAACGGGUACUGACCCUGGAUAUAUUUCAUGUUUUCAAAACAAUGAGCAAUCGCCCCCAUGGACGAUCCCCAUUUCAAACCAAACCCACACUCUCCAAAAGAUUUGGGUUCGGACAACACUUCCACUUGUCUGUUGCUCCUCAACCUACAGAUUACCAAAGAUGCAAAGCGAAUGCAAUGAUUUCUCAUGGGGCCCUAACAACAGACCAGUAAUUGAUUCAUGCUCUCAU
Messenger RNA from Lytechinus variegatus (green sea urchin), 2155 nucleotides. RefSeq lists its product as uncharacterized. NCBI's taxonomy places the organism in Eukaryota, Metazoa, Echinodermata, Echinoidea, Temnopleuroida, Toxopneustidae. The transcript is spliced from 3 exons. Bases 451 to 1362 code for a protein of 303 amino acids. The record is from RefSeq and is a predicted model, not a curated record.